GGAACCGACGACUGUCUGUUUCAGACGUUCAAAAUUACCAAAAUGUGCCUAAACUGUCAAGUUGUUCGAGCAAAAUGUCUGCAUAUUUCUGGGACGAUCCUGAGUUAGUUCUCUAUAUAAUCAUUGCCCUGUUGGUCGUGGACAAUCUUUGGGCUGUCUAUCUGAUGAUCCGUGAAAUAAUCGCUGUCCACGAAGUGGAAAAGGUGCCCGCAGUGAUUAGUCCCUAUCUGCCGCAGGAUUUGUUCAACAAGAUGCGCUCGUAUAAGAUACACAAGAGCUGGUUCACCGUUGUCAACACACUGCUCAUAGUGGUAUUCAGUGGGAUUAUGGAGCUGUUCUUUGGCUUCUAUCCAUGGCUCUGGAAUGUGGCGACAAAAUGCUCCUUGGCCAAGUGGAUGGAGCACGAGGCCUGCGUUUCCAUAUUCUUUGUGCUCCUGCUGUCCAUCUACAUGACCCUGAAGGCAUUCCCGGGCAUGCUCUAUGAGAAGAUGUGCAUUUCGGCCCUGCAAAAGCGAAAGAAUCCGCCGUGGGCGCGUCGGAUUUGCCGUGAGAUCAUCGACACCAUUCUGGCCGUAAUCUUCAUGGGUGUGAUGGUGGUUUCGUUGGUGUUCAUGGUCCUCUGGCUGGAAGAGUACACCGCCGUGGGACUCUACCUGCAGUCACUUUUGCUCACGGUGGUACUCAUUCUCCUGGUGCCCGUCCUGAUCGAUCCGUUUGUGGGCAAGCGGGUUCCACUGCAGAACUCGGAAUUGCUCUCUGACCUGCAGCAUCUCACGGAUAUUGUGGAGUUUCCCAUGCAUCAGGUGCACAUUAUCCGGGUGAACGAUCCCAAUACGCCCAGCAAUGCCUUCUUCUACGGCAGCUGCUGCCUGAAGAGGAUCGUGAUCUUUGACACUCUACUGCUCAACAGGGGCCUGAGGGAUUUGUCAUCGCUGGCACCGGAGGAUGUGGGCAAGGGUCUGCGCGACUCUCAGGUGGUUGCCGUUGUGGCACACGAACUGGGCCAUUGGGUCCAUGGGCAUUUCUACAAAGCGAUCUUCAUGUUCCAGUUCCACAUGGUCCUGAUGCUGUGCCUCUUUCACGUGCUCUAUUUCCAUGGACCCAUCUACCAGGCAGUGGGCUUCGAGGCGGGUCUGCAGCCCAUCGUGGUGGGCUUCCUCAUCGUCUUCGGAUUCGUCAUGACGCCCUACAUGACGCUGGCCAACUUCUGCAUGCUCUCCGCGACGCGACACUUUGAGUAUCAGGCGGACAGCUUCGCCUGGGAGAUGGGCUUCGCCAAGGAUCUGCGCCUGGCCCUGCUGAAGCUGUACGCGGACAACCUAGCGUUUCCCAUCUCGGACCCCUGCUACUCCAGUUGGAAUCACACGCAUCCCACGAUGCUGGAUCGACUCAAUCGAUUGGAAAAGCUGCAGCAAAGGAGUUCAACUUGAUCUUAGCUUUAUUUAGUUGUGACUUUUACCCAAUCACAGUAGGUUCUGAUUUAUAAUAAUGCUCCAAUAGCCCCACCCCAAUAUUGUUAU
Molecule: messenger RNA, 1520 nt
Organism: Drosophila obscura
Lineage: Eukaryota; Metazoa; Arthropoda; Insecta; Diptera; Drosophilidae
Gene: ste24b
Product: CAAX prenyl protease 1 homolog
Exons: 2
Coding region: 75-1430 (451 amino acids)
Biological process (GO): CAAX-box protein processing
Cellular component (GO): endoplasmic reticulum membrane
Molecular function (GO): metalloendopeptidase activity
Source: RefSeq, a predicted model, not a curated record